Messenger RNA from Microbotryum saponariae, 899 nucleotides. The record is from the annotation of a GenBank genome assembly. NCBI's taxonomy places the organism in Eukaryota, Fungi, Basidiomycota, Microbotryomycetes, Microbotryales, Microbotryaceae.
AUGAAGGAGUUACCCGAGGACGUACAAGGUGUUCCAGCGAUCGCCGCGCCGAUCCUACUCCUCGAAGGACCCGAGCUUGCCGUCAUCGCAUCAUCCUCUCCACCUUCCCCCAGCCGAGUCCUCUCGAAGGUCGUCAGCCUUGUAGCCCCGUAAUUAACGGCCUUCUCCUCCCCCGCCUUGAUCAGCCUUCCCUUUCCCUUGUCGCCGUUGGCCAAACUCGGGUGGGAAGGUGCGUCCGUAUUCGCAUCGGGAGGGAACAUGAACGAAUUACGGUUCCUGAAGUCCCACGACUCCAUCCUAGGUUGGACUUGAUCGAUCGUAGGUGCUCGAUUCGAUUCGUCUUCUUCGACGGUGGUCGAGUCGUAAUCGACGUAUUGAAGACCUUGGUCUUUUGGGUCGGGGCCUUGAGGAGCGAGUUUGUGGGAUCCUCGCUUGAUCAGUUCGAGUUCGCCUACGCGCGGUCGGGAUUCGGGCGUAUCUUGGAUCAGCAGGGCGUGAUUCGAAGAAGUCGCACCCCCCGAUCCCGAAGAAGCGAUCAUCAACCGAUCAUCCCUACCGAUCGUCGUCCCUUUGCCCACGAUCAAUUUCCUCUCCCCCGGUCUGCCCGCUCCACCAUCCAACAUCCUCACACUCCCAUCCUCACUCCCCUCGAUCAAAUCCCGCGUGACAUCGACCAACCUUUGCCUCGCUUCCCUGCCUCGAAUGGCCAACACUUUGGCCUUCUUCUCCGCUUCCCAUGCCCAAGCGUAUUUCCGUUUCCGAGCGGCAUUGUCCCUGGCCAACAGUACGGCGAAAGAGGAGUUGUCUUCGGAUGUGUAGCGCGAUUGGAACGAGUCGAGACUGAUGCCGGGGUCGAUACGGGGUGGCUGGGGUGGGGAAGCGCGGCGUCGGGUGGUUGA